Messenger RNA from Closterium sp. Naga37s-1, 1026 nucleotides. The record is from the annotation of a GenBank genome assembly. NCBI's taxonomy places the organism in Eukaryota, Viridiplantae, Streptophyta, Zygnematophyceae, Desmidiales, Closteriaceae.
AUGGCAGGUGGUGUCGUCCUCCUCUCCCUCUCUCUUCCUCCCUUCCUCCAUCUAUCCCACACUCUCUGCCUCACUACCCUCUUUCCCCUUUCUGUUGCCCGUUCUCCCUCCCUUCCUCCCGCCCUCCCUUCCUGCCAUUCUCCCUCUCCUCAUCCUCCCUCGAUCCAGUCCUCCUUUCCCUUUCCAUUUCCCACUCGCCCACUCCCUUCCUCACGCCAACCCUGCUCCUCCGUUCCACCCAUCCUCUCAUCCGCCUAUCCUCUCAUCCGCCCAUCCUCUCAUCCGCCUAUCCUCUCAUCCGCCCAUCCUCUCAUCCGCCUAUCCUCUCAUCCGCCCAUCCUCUCAUCCGCCCAUCAUCUCAUCCGCCCAUCCUCUCAUCCGCCCAUCCUCUCAUCCGCCCAUCCUCUCAUCCGCCCAUCCUCUCACCCGCCCAUCCUCUCAUCCUCCCUCCCCUCCCAACCCUCUGUCUCCUCCCUCACCUCCUCUCCUUCGUCACCACCUCUCCUCCCUCUUCGCCUCCCAUUCCACAUCUCCGCUGUGCAGAUUGUGGCAUCAGCACCCGGGUUUCAAGAGAGUUUCUGUCCCCUCUUGUUCCCAUCCCUCCAAUCCUUAGCUCCUCUUCACCCCAUCUCCUCCCUUCCCUCGAACAAGCUCGCUCAUUCCCCUCCCGUCACCCACGCACGCACCCUCCCCUCGACCUACAAGUCGUUCUCCGAUUCCGUCGCAUACGCGUUCAUUUCCCCUUCCCUCAUCUCCAAAUUCCUCAUCUCCCCUUCCCUCAUCUCCCCAUCCCUCAUCUCCCCAUUCCGCCUCACCCCAUUCCGCCCCACCCCAUUCCGCCCCACCCCUUUCUGCCCCACCCCAUUCCGCCCCACCCCUUUCUGCCCCACCCCAUUCCGCCAUGCCAUCCUACUUCUCAUCCCCUUUUCCUCGUUUCCCCAUCCCUCGUUCCCCAAUCCCAUCAUUCCCCGUGCCAACUUUCACCAUUCCACCAUACAGUUUGCUCUGCAUCUGGUGGUGAUGUGA